AUGGAUGGUUUAGAGCAACAAAAACUGGCGAAACAGCAAGAAUUAGCAGCCCUUAAGAGAAUUACUGCACUAACAGAUCAAAUGAGGACUGAAUUAGAUGAGAUGAGUAUUGAGGUGAGUAAGAUUAAUAAGAAUGCAGAGUCUGUGGCUAAUGUUAUGGCUAACUGGGACUCUAUAAGGAAGUAUAUAUCCGAGGCGAGUUUGGGCUUACUGAGGUACGCCGAAGGAGAUUAUCAAGUCGGUGCAUGGGAUGGUAAAGAAAACAAGUCUGAUAAGUCCAAUGCUGACAAGUCAUAUCAAAGUGAUGAUGAACAUAAAACGGAACCACUACCAGAAGCUCUCGUAAGAAUAAGCGUUGCAAAUAAUGAAGAAAGCAGGAAAUAA
Molecule: messenger RNA, 384 nt
Organism: Nakaseomyces glabratus
Lineage: Eukaryota; Fungi; Ascomycota; Saccharomycetes; Saccharomycetales; Saccharomycetaceae
Gene: DAD2
Product: Dad2p
Biological process (GO): mitotic cell cycle; attachment of spindle microtubules to kinetochore
Cellular component (GO): mitotic spindle pole body; mitotic spindle; mitotic spindle midzone
Source: RefSeq, a predicted model, not a curated record